Messenger RNA from Hippoglossus stenolepis (Pacific halibut), 3046 nucleotides. RefSeq names its product NK6 homeobox 2 (gene nkx6-2). Bases 523 to 1377 code for a protein of 284 amino acids. The record is from RefSeq and is a predicted model, not a curated record. Lineage: Eukaryota; Metazoa; Chordata; Actinopteri; Pleuronectiformes; Pleuronectidae. Gene Ontology annotation, biological process: regulation of transcription by RNA polymerase II; cell differentiation. The transcript is spliced from 3 exons. Gene Ontology annotation, cellular component: nucleus. Gene Ontology annotation, molecular function: RNA polymerase II cis-regulatory region sequence-specific DNA binding; DNA-binding transcription factor activity, RNA polymerase II-specific.
GUUAUCAGCUGGCGGCGCCUUAGUGAGAGCAGAGCGGAGAGAAGCGAGGAGACGAGCUGAUGGUUCCAUCAAACCCACUGACACACCACUGACACCCCGCCUCAGGCUCACUGACACCCCGCCUCAGGCUCACUGCACCCGCCUCAGGCUCACUGACACCCCGCCUCAGGCUCACUGACACCCCGCCUCAGGCUCACCGACUCCCCGCCUCAGGCUCACCGACUCCCCGCAGGCUGAGCAGGACACAUGCUCUUCUCUCCCCGCUGACCCACCGACACACAGACCAGCACAGGAGCCAUAUUUUGGGAGUUGGACCGAGAUCUUCCUCAGAGACGAGAAGUUCGCAGCUGCUCAACUUUCCAACAUUUGCUCCUCUUCCUCCUCCAGGAAGCGUCGGGACAGGGAGAAGCGGCCCGACUCCUGAACACCACCAGCCCGCCCCGAGCCUUCUCUUUCUCCCCUGAACUUAUUUUUGUUCGCCGUUCUUUUUCUCCGAGCGAGUCUGGUGUUUCAUGUCCACAAAUGUUAGCGAUCGGGCAGAUGGAGGCUAACCGGCAGAGUGCUUUCGUCCUGGGCAGCACCCCGCUGGCGGCGUUGCACAACAUGACCGAGAUGAAGACGUCCCUGUUCCCGUACGCGCUGCAGCACGGCCCGGGGGGCUUCAAGGCGCCUUCGCUGUCCAACCUCAACUCCCACCUCGCCUUAGGAACUCCGCACGGAAUAAGCGACAUCUUGGGGAGACCCAUCACCACAGCCGGGCAGCUGCUGUCCGGCUUCCCGAGGAUAAACGGCCUGGCCACCACCGCAGCCGCCGCGGCGGCGGCAGGGAUGUACUUCAGCCCGGCGGUGUCGCGGUACCCGAAGCCCCUGGCCGAGCUGCCGGGGAGGGCGCCCAUCUUCUGGCCCGGGGUGAUGCAGGGCAAUCCCUGGAGGGACCCGCGGCUCCACUGUCCCUCUCAGGCCAGCCUCAUGAUGGACAAGGACGGAAAGAAGAAGCACUCCAGACCCACUUUUUCAGGGCAGCAGAUUUUCGCCCUGGAGAAGACCUUCGAGCAGACCAAGUACCUGGCGGGUCCGGAGAGAGCCCGCCUGGCUUAUUCUUUAGGGAUGACCGAGAGCCAAGUCAAGGUCUGGUUCCAGAACAGGAGAACCAAAUGGCGGAAGAGGCACGCGGCGGAGAUGGCCACGGCCAAGAAGAAGCACGACUCGGAGACGGAGAAGAUGAAGGAGAGCUCGGACAACGAGGAGGACGACGAGUACAACAAACCGCUGGACCCCAACUCGGACGACGAGAAAAUCACGAGACUGUUGAAAAAGCACAAGGCCACCAACCUGGCGCUGAUCAGCCCGUGCAGCAACAGCUCGGACACUUUGUGAUGCCCACAGCUGGGGGGGCAAAAGUGGGGGUGGGGGCAAAGAGUCCAACAGGGACUCGACGCACUCUUUCGGACCCCCUUUCCACCUGACUGCUGCGAACAUGCGUCUGAGGGGGAUGCGCAAUUUUGAGAAAUCCAAGUGUGCGCCAUGACGCAUGGAAGACGCGUUUGGCUGCAUCCGAACCCACUUAAACACCCACACACACACACACACACGCACACACUCACUCAGACACACACGCACUGUAUGCACGGAGAUGUGACUCCAGGCAGAGCUGCAGACUGUCGGUGAAAAAGGACACACAUGUCGGACUGUAUCUGGCAGUUUAACGCAUACCAGAGGAGUUUCAACAACAGGUGUAAAUGUAAAAUACAACAUUCCGGAUCAGUGUUGGACUCAGUCGCUUUGGUAGUAACGAAUACAGCUGAUUCACUUUUCUCAUAGCUAAUGACACUUGUUUCAUUAUUUUAUUUUCACCUGCACACACACAAUGUGCGGCCUCUUGUCACCUUGAAGGGUGCGGGUCACGUCUGCCCUGUAUGGGAAUAGUCCUGUCAGCACUGAUGCGAUAUUUUCAUCUGAAAACAAAGUGACAUUAUUGUCUCAUUUCCUCAAUAAUUCAGCUGUUUGUGUGAUUUUAAACCUCUUUAAACAAAAGCCUCGUUUUCCUUUGACGCAGUCUCACGACAGGUGUCUGUUUAACCUUUUACCAGAGGGGAUUUAUCCGCAGCCAACACUGAUCCGGAUCUCAGACGCAUGUUACGUUGUGUCAGGUGUGAACGGGGCCUGUGAUGCUUCUAAAGCUCAGUUUAACCAGGGUAUCCACUGUCCUAGAAGGCGAGCAGGGGAGAAUGUUUGGAGGGGGCGCGGGUUUGAGACGAGUGAAUGGUUUUUGUGCUGUAGCCUGAGGAUGAAAAAUGUACGUGAGAUUGUGUAUAUAUAUUUUUUACUGAAUAAUAAGUUAUGUUGUUUCCGCCUGUGGAAACGUGGCAGCCUCUUUCUUCCCUCCGCAGCCCUGACGCGCUUAUUCCCUCCCGGUUAUUCCCGCUGCUUGGUUUUGAUUCCUGCAAAGUUAAAGUCGUGCCCUUUUUCUCCAUCUUUUUUUCCCUCUCCAAUCCUCUGUUCAGCACCGGCACACAAAUGUAUAAAACGCUGUAAAUAAUCACUGUAAAGGAAGAAACCCCGCUUGUUUUAACCACGUCACACCCUUUCGUUUCUUUUGGGAUUUUCUUUUUGAAAGAGUUUAUGUUUUUACCUCAACUCACAGCGGAACAGAAAAACUGCACCGAGGUUUAUGUUGGAAUUAAAAGAGUAUUAUUGCUUCCGGGAAGGUUAUAGGAAGAAAAAACACUUUGUAUUAUGAAUAAAUUAUUUAACAAGCAUUUUUGUUUUUUUAUUUUCAUUACGGGUUUGUUUGAAUGUAUGGGCUUAAUAUAAAUUAAAGACAAAUUCAUGACUAUCAAUAAUUGAAUUUCGUUAUUGGCAACAAGGGUGAUUUUAGAGGAUUAAUGCUGAUUUAAGAAUGAUUUAUAUUUUAUUCUGAAUGAUUCAUGACGGAACUGAUAACAAUAAUUAUUAUUAUUGUCAUCAUCAUUAUUUUCAUUAUCAGCAAUAAUAGUCUAAUAAUAGGCUAAAAAAAUCGGAUAAUAAAUAAAAACAAUUCUGUGAA